Messenger RNA from Dracunculus medinensis (Guinea worm), 354 nucleotides. Lineage: Eukaryota; Metazoa; Nematoda; Chromadorea; Rhabditida; Dracunculidae. The record is from the annotation of a GenBank genome assembly.
UUAAUUUAUUUAUUUCAGUUGAUCGGUUUUAUUGCAAUAUUUGCAAGUUCAUUCAUAUGGAAUCAGUCGAAUGUUUAUUUCCAGUUGGGUUAUCGUGGCUUCGGGUGGCAAACAUUAAUACUGGCUGUAUUAAUAGUUACAUGGUUUUUGUCCCUCAUUAUAUUGUUUUCACAGUUUGCUGACCGUGAUAUAUUAGUUAACCUUGGAAAAUAUAAGGUGCUUUGUCUAUAUGCUUGUUGCUGUGUCGCGCUAUUUAUUGCUGCUUGCCUGGAAUCGUGGUAUUGUAAAUUAGCUUAUGGUGAUCCUAUUCUUCAUCCUCGUUUCGUCGUAGUGACGGUAUCUUGCUGUUUGUAA